Messenger RNA from Rubroshorea leprosula, 1509 nucleotides. NCBI's taxonomy places the organism in Eukaryota, Viridiplantae, Streptophyta, Magnoliopsida, Malvales, Dipterocarpaceae. The record is from the annotation of a GenBank genome assembly.
AGAGAGAGAGAGAGAGAGAGAGAGAGAGAGAGAGAGAGAGAGAGAGGGAGGAGGGUCUUCUAUAAAGAACUCGGGAUGACCCUUUAUAACGUCGGUUCAUUAAAUACCACCUCCUUUGUCUCCGCUUCCAGGACUCAAAAACCCCAACACAAAUCGCCUUUGAAUCUAAUACGUAACCGCCCCAUUUCACCUGUUUGCCUCUCUUCCUCUCUAUCUGGAAUGGAAUCCACUGCUGGUUCUAGCCUGUAUCCUUCGCAUCGUUGUAAAACGCUUCAUUUGGUGAGGCAUGCUCAAGGGAUUCAUAAUGUAGCAGGGGAAAAGAAUCAUGAUGCCUACUUUUCUGAAGAACUUUUUGAUGCUUACCUUACCCCUCUUGGCUGGCAGCAGGUAGAUAAUCUGCACAAGCAUGUUCGAGAAAGUGGACUUUCUGAGGGAAUAGAUUUGGUCAUUGUGUCCCCAUUACUAAGGACCAUGCAAACAGCUGUUGGAGUAUUUGGUGGUGAAGGGUAUGCAGAAGGCAUAGAUGCACCUCCACUAAUGGUGGCAAAUGCAGGAAAUAGUGACCGUUCUGCAAUUUCCAGUUUGAAUUGCCCUCCAUUUAUAGCAGUUGAGCUUUGUCGAGAGCAUUUCGGAGUUCAUCCGUGUGAUCGGAGAAGAAGCAUCAGUGAAUAUCGGCCUCUGUUUCCUGCAAUGGAUUUUUCUCUGAUUGAAAAUGAUAGGGAUGUUUUGUGGACACCUGAUGUCAGGGAAAAGAAUGAAGAAGUUGCAGCCAGGGGACUUAAAUUUAUGAACUGGUUGUGGACACGGAAGGAAAAGGAGAUUGCAAUUGUUACCCACAGUGGGUUCUUAUACCAUACCCUAAGUAAUUUUGGGAAUGACUGUCAUCCAUCCAUUAAGAGUGAAAUAUGCACACACUUUGCUAACUGUGAGCUCCGGUCAAUGGUUUUUGUUGAUAGAAGUAUGAUGGGAUCAGAUUCUGCAAUAACAAACUUCCCGGGAAAAAUUCCACAUGGGCUUGGUCUUCCAAGUGAUGUUGCUGAUGAGAAGCUUCCAAAUGGAGUUACCAAGUAGAUAUUAAUCUGAAGAACAACUCUCUAGACUAAUGUUUAAAAUUUAUUUUGAAGGAAUGGUGAAUUAGGGACCUGAGUUCAAUAUCCCCAAUAGUAUGAUUACAAUUUUACUCAUUUCCUUAUAGCAAGAGGAUGGGUAUACUUAUUCUUUUUAGAUGAAACAUCAAAUUUUAUGUUCUGUGUCGUAAUUCGUCGUUAGAUUAAAGGUAGCUUUAAGCAUUUGAACCAUUAAGUCGUUGAAUUAAGUGGCUUAAAUAAAAUUAAUUGCAUUCUCAGGCGCAUUCUUAGGAAUUGUCACUAUCUGUUGAAGAAAUGGGUUGGUUCCUUUUUUAUAUUAACCCCAAUACAACCUGAAAAGACUUCUAUCAAGUUUUUACCGAUUUCCUGUAUGCAGAUAUGGACACGGCUGCAGAAGCUCAACUUCAAGGCCUCAAAAUUC